Molecule: messenger RNA, 2947 nt
Organism: Gadus chalcogrammus (walleye pollock)
Lineage: Eukaryota; Metazoa; Chordata; Actinopteri; Gadiformes; Gadidae
Gene: nherf2
Product: Na(+)/H(+) exchange regulatory cofactor NHE-RF2
Exons: 6
Coding region: 1153-2232 (359 amino acids)
Biological process (GO): protein localization to plasma membrane
Cellular component (GO): apical plasma membrane
Molecular function (GO): signaling receptor binding; protein-membrane adaptor activity
Source: RefSeq, a predicted model, not a curated record
CUCAAGAGAAUGCAAUAUAAUUGGUGUUUCAUUAACAUCUGAGUUAAGCCUACUUAAUCGACCAACUAAGCACUUUAAACUGACUAAUCAAACUACCAAAAACACUUCAAUUGUGCAAUAAGGGCAAAGAUAUUAUUGAUUUUAAAACCGUUCCCUCCCCCCAAAUAUGCAGGUUUAAAAAGCGGGGUUAAAUAAUGUUUUUGUCCUCGGGUUUGUCGUCCUCUCUCGGAAUAUCCCGGUCUACAGCAACGCCAUUUCCGGUCCCAUGUAGCCUACGUCUGUUUAGGGCAGUUAACUGCCUCCGGAACGAGGAGAAUAAGGAAAGGAGAAGAACAACAAAAACGACGGAGACAAGGAGGAUAGAUAUUGAGGUUUGACAAAGAAUUUAAAAAAGCAAUAUCCGAAACACUUGAAGGAAGCGGGUAUCAUUCUGUCGAAAGACCCGCCCUCUCCCGCCGCUAAACCCAUUUAACUAAAGUCCCGCCCUCUGGUGACUCAACGCACAUUUGGAGGAUCUAUUCCCGGGCGGCUAUAUUUUUUACGUAGGAUAAGUCUUGGAUUCUCGCCUCUGAUUGGUUAGAUGGGCCCCCCUUUAGAUCGUGUUUCGAUGAGUCCUAGCUGUUUGUGGGAGUUUAGGGUCAGGGUUAUGUUUAUAGUUAGGGUUAGGGUUAACCCUUACCCUAGCCCUAACCGUAACCAUAACCAAUCGGAAGAGAGCCCUUCUAACCAAUCAGAGGCGAGAAUCCUAGACUUAUCCUACGAAAAAGAAUAUCGCUCCCGGGCGGACCUUCAUGAGCCUGGGCCACGCCCCUCUGACCAGGCUGCGUUCCGAUCUUUGAUCGCACCGAUAAAUCCUAUCAUCAGGUUAAGACGUCUGCUAGGUAACCACCUGGCUACUGUUUAUUCUCCCGACUUUUUAAAUUCCUCCUGGCACUAAAUCAUCUUCCCUGUGCUUUUUUUAAUGGAUUUAACAUUUUUUUAACCGAAUAAACCGUGACUUUUUAUCCAUUUGAAUUUCGUCUUCUUUUUGGACACCUGUCGGCAUUAUGGAUUACAUGGAUGAACUUUUCCUCACAACACAUGAAUUAAGAUUUCAAACAGAAUUCUAAUAACCACUAAGAGACCCGACCAGCCUCUCUCCUCGGACCCGGGAUGGAGCACCGGCCCCGGCUCUGCUUCCUCUCCACGGGGGGCCCUAACCCGAACCCGGGAUUCGGCUUCCACUUGCGGGGCGAGCGGACCCGGGGCGGCCAGUGGAUCCGGAGGGUCGAGCCCGGGUCGUGUGCCGAGCUCUCGGGGCUGCGAGCGGGCGACCGAGUGGUGGAGGUGAACGGAGAGAACGUGGAGCGGGAUACCCACCACCAGGUGGUGGAUCGUAUCCAGGCGGGUGUGCAUAGGACCCGCCUGCUGGUGAUUGACAGGGAGACCGACGAGUAUCUGCGGAGCCUCAAUCUGCCCUGCACCGAGGACCUGGCGCGGCCGACCGAGGCGUCGCCACCCCCAGCGCGGGGGGAGGAGGAGGCGGAGCUUGUGCCGCGCCUGUGUCACCUGACCAAGCAGGGGGAGGAGCCCGGCUACGGCUUCAACCUCCACAGCGACAAGAUGCGGCGGGGCCAGUUCGUGGGCUCGGUGGACCCUGGCUCCCCCGCCCAGAGGGCCGACGUCAGGGAGGGGGACCGACUACUGCAGGUGAACGGGGCGAGCGUGGCCGGGCUGCGUCACGCGGAGGUGGUGGCUCUGAUCCAGAAGGGCGGCCGAGAGACGAGGCUGCUGCUGGUCGACCUCGACACCGACGAGCUGUUCCUCAACCUGGGGGUGGAGCCCAGCAGCCAACACCUACAGGAAGUGUCCGUGGACGGGCCGGUCAGAAGGAGCCCUUCCCGGGCCCCCUCCCCAGCAGCAGCCCUCCCCAAAGCGGAGCCACCAAUCAUCAACAUCACGGUGACCGACUCACCAAUCAAAAGCAGCUCCCCUAAGUCCACGACCAAUGGGAGCUGGGCGUCGCAAUCCUCCCGGAGCUCCACCACCCAAUCAGAGCUCAGCAGCUCGGACAUGAGCAUCCAGGUCCCUGACGAGGAUGAGGGGGGGGCCCCGGACCCCUUCCUGGAGCUCGGCCUCCGACUGAGCCCCACCGCAGCCGAGGCCAAAGAGAAGGCUCUGGCCCAGCGGAGCAAGAAGAGAGCGCCCCCUAUGGACUGGGGCAGGAAGUACCAGAUCUUCAGCAACUUCUGAGAGACAUGGAACAGCAACGUGAGGUCCAGAGACACCAUGAGGGCCCCUGUAGACCACCAUGAGGGCCCCUGUAGACCACCAUGAGGGCCCCUGUAGACCACCAUGAGUGUUAGGGUUAGGGCUCCUCUUCCUUUGGAGAGGAGAGUGGAUCAGACUAGCAGGUCUCUCCUUCAUCAACACUGUCACCAAUAAAUCGCUGCGUAAAACAUGCGUCCAGUUGUUUGACAAAACGUGGGAUGGAUCAAUUUGUCUUUGCUUGAAAACGUCAGUACAUGGGGAGUAUAUUAAUGCCCAGGCUCUGUUCCUCCCUACGCACAUCACAGUAGCACAAUGACCUGGAGGAGACCUGAAGAGUUAAUGCUAUGACAACUUCUACACAUGCUUACCCCCAGGAAGGAACAUGAUUUAAUGAUACAGUUCAGGUCCUUUGCUGAAAGUCGGCCGAUACGGUUAUCGUAUCAAAAAAGAGGAUAAUUGGCUCUAAUGGACGUCCAGUCAGUAGGAGGUAGUGUGAGGAGCUCUAGCAGGAUGAGAUGAGACUGUACCAAUGAUAGUCCUCCAUCUUAAGCUUCUGUCCUCAGACCUCCUCACUCUGAACUGAAGGUCUUUACCGUUCUUCUGAUAUCCCCGCUUGCUCUCGCAUAGGCCUCAGAAACAACAACAUCGUCUAGUUUCUUGUAAGGCAGAAAUAAUGCACAAUGUUCCUGUAUGGGCC